Molecule: messenger RNA, 4019 nt
Organism: Cheilinus undulatus (humphead wrasse)
Lineage: Eukaryota; Metazoa; Chordata; Actinopteri; Labriformes; Labridae
Gene: cnksr2a
Product: connector enhancer of kinase suppressor of Ras 2a
Exons: 24
Coding region: 57-3095 (1012 amino acids)
Biological process (GO): regulation of signal transduction
Cellular component (GO): membrane; cytoplasm
Molecular function (GO): protein binding
Source: RefSeq, a predicted model, not a curated record
UUUGGGGGUUACGACACCGCUCGCGCGCAACGGAGAGUCGGCGCAAAGUUUCCUCGAUGGCGCUGGUGAUGGAGCCAGUGAGCAAAUGGAGCACGAGCCAGGUGGUGGACUGGAUGAAAGGUCUGGACGACUGCCUGCAACAAUAUGUGUGCGUGUUUGAGCGCGGUGGUGUGUGCGGGGAGCGGCUGCUGAGGAUCAGCCACGCUGAGCUGGAGGAGCUGGGAGUCUCUCGUAUCGGACACCAGGAGCUGAUCCUGGAGGCUGUCGACCUGCUCUGCGCUCUGAACUCAGGGCUUGAGACUGAGAGCGUCAGGACCCUGGCUCACAAACUCGGUGCCUCUGCCAAAAACCUGCAGAAUUUCAUUUCCGGACGCCGUCGCAGCAGCCAAUCAGAGAGCAGGACCUCACGGCGGCUCCCCAACGAUCUGCUGACCUCUGUGGUCGACCUCAUCACUGCUGCCAAGAGCCUGCUGGCCUGGCUGGACAGGUCUCCCUUUGCUGCAGUGGCAGACUACUCAGUAACCCGAAAUAAUGUCAUUCAGCUCUGCCUGGAGCUCACCACCAUUGUACAGCAGGACUGUACGGUGUUUGAGACGGAGAACAAAAUCCUUCAUGUGUGCAAGACGCUGUCGGAGGUGUGUGAGCACAUCGUGUGUGUGUCAUCAGACCCGCUGGUUUCUCAGUCAGCCCACCUGGAGCUGGUUCACCUCACCAACAUCAAACCCUCUGAAGGCUUGGGAAUGUACAUCAAGUCAACAUAUGACGGCCUCCAUGUCAUCACAGGAACUACUGAAGGGUCUCCGGCUGACCGCUGUAAGAAGAUCCACGCAGGAGACGAAGUCAUCCAAGUCAAUCACCAGACUGUGGUGGGCUGGCAGUUACGUAACCUGGUCGGCUCGCUGCGGGCCGAUAAAGGCGUUGUGUCCCUGACCCUGAAGAAGCGUCCACAGAGCACGCUCAGCUCCGCCCCUGCUCUGCUGAAGAACAUGCGCUGGAAACCCCUCGCACUGCAGCCAACCAGAAGCCCUGGCAGCAGUUCGGCUACUCCCUCAGGCACACCCACCAAGAACUCGGCCCUGCAGGACCUCCACAUCCCCCCUCCACCUGCUGAACCAUAUACGCCAAGAGACGAGACAGGAGCCUUGUCUGGAGACGAAGCCUCUCGAAACCACGGUAGCGUCAGCAUGUCCAAGCGCUCUGAGUCACCAAACUCCUUCCUGGAUCAAGAGUCUCGCCGGCGAGAAGAGGAGGAGCCCGUGUACUGCACCACGCCAACUUAUGGUAGGCUGAGACCAAUCUCCAUGCCCGUGGAGUGUAGCUGGGUGGGCGACUACGAAGAUCCAGUGAAGCUUAGCAGAGAAAGCCGCAGAGAGGCGUCGCUGAUGCGCUACGUGGGACUCUCCAGCAUGGACGAGAGGCCCAUCUCUGACGACUACUCCUCCCACACAGCCCGUCCAGGCAAACGGACCAAUGACACAGCCAAAAGAGCCAAGAGGCGGAGCCACCACAGCCAAAGCCCCUCCCACUACAUGCUCCAGGCAAAUCAGAGAGAAUCUCCACCAAGAGAACCUCCUUCUAUCUAUCAUACGUACCAGCAGUCCUCCUCCCUGCAGUCAAAGACCAGGAAGAAAAAUAAAGGACGAAGUCUGGCCUCCCUGAGUCGGAGGCGUGUGUCCUGCAAAGCUCUGGGCCGUGGAGACUGUGAGGGUUGGCUGUGGAGAAAGAGAGACGCUAAGGGUUACUUCUCUCACAAAUGGAAGAAAUACUGGUUCGUUCUGAAGGACAACUGCCUUUAUUGGUACAUCAACGAGGAGGAUGAGAAGGCCGAGGGUUUCGUCAGUCUUCCAGAGUUCAAGAUUGACCGUGCCAGUGAAUGUCGCAAGAAGUAUGCUUUCAAAGCUUGUCACCCCAAGGUCAAGAGUUUCUACUUUGCAGCAGAUGGAGUGGAUGACAUGAACAGAUGGCUGAGUCGUCUCAACAUGGCUGCAGUGGGCUACGCUGAGCGAGAGAGGAUACGCCAGGAGCAGGAUUACUGGAGCGAGAGUGAUCAUGAAGAUGACACCACCUCCAGCCCUAAGCAGGACAGUCCCCCACCUCCGUAUGAUACCUACCCACGGCCUCCAUCAAUGAGUGCCUACUUGGAGGGCCGCACCACUCGACUGUCUUCCACCGAGACGUCACGCUCUCGAUCCUCGCAGGAGGACUUCCUCUGUGGCGAGCCUCCAGUGGUUUCCGCAGAGCCACAGUACCACCCUGGUCCUCUAGGGGGAGGUACCACGCACAGUGGGAGGAAACCAGGGGGCAGCAGCAGCAGCGACGUGUAUCGAUGUGAUCCUGUGGAGUACCGUUCCAGUCCUGCUGGUGGCAGCAGUGAGACGGGGUCUCCGGGCCGCUCCUCUUCUUCUCAGAGACGCUCCUGGCAGGACCUGAUUGAGACGCCGCUGACCGAGGCUGGACUACACUACCUACAAACAGGACCUCUGGAGGACGCCGUCUUCGCCGAGCCAGGUUCAGGUGGCGGCACUAUGAUGGCUGGAGCCGUAUAUACUCUCCCCGCACAGAGGAAUGUCCCGUUGCCCGUGGCAAUGCAGAGGCUGAUCCCUAUGGCAACCCAGGGAGGGAAACCCCGCAGCUUCACACUGCCACGAGACAGCAACCUCCACUCACUCCUCGUGCCCCCCGCCAAAGAAGAACAGCAAACACACAACGGUGGCAGUGAGGGUGCGUCCCUAGGCGACCUGUUUCGUGCCUGCGAGGAGGGCGGCGUGUGCCCCCUUGGGCGAGAGUCUGAGCUGAAAGGACAGUCGGAGUUCAGGCAGUCGUUCCUGAGACGGGCCGCCGACCCGCAACUCAACGAGAGACUGCACCGCCUCCGCAUUCUGACAUCUACAUUAAAGGACAGGGAGGGGGAGCUAGCGCUGAUUGACAAGCUGUUGGCCAAUCCCCAGCUGUCGUCGGCAGAGUUCCAGGAGUGGAAAAGAGCCUAUCAGGAGCUGUUCUCUCAGGAGCCAGACUCGACCGCUGAAUCAGACCCCGGCCCGCCCCUCACCCCCUCACUCUCUCACACGCACUCCUACAUCGAGACCCACGUCUGACGAAUGUAACUCACUCUCUCACCCUAACAUGCUUUAGUUUCUCUCCUGAAACGAGCUGGAAAUUUAAGAAAGAUAGUGAUGUGUUCUGUCACUGGAGAGAGAGGAGGGGAGGCUUCACAUCCCGGUAUGCUCUCUGCAGCUGGAGUGUACGAGUGCAACAUGACAGCUUUGUGAGGAGACGUCUGCACGCCCUCAUGUCACACAAUCGACGAGCUGAUUGGUUCUGCCACUCCAGCUGGCUCGAGGGCGGACGAUCACUGAUUCUUAACUUUUACAUGUUAGCUUUAGUGCUCUUUAAAUGGAAAGCAGAAGGACUUUCAGCUCAUUUCUCCUGACAUGGACACAGAGCUCAGAGUAGUUAUUCAUUAGCUGCACAUUCAAAGUAUUCCAUCCUGCUUAUUGUGCCAUAUUUAUACUGACUGCACAGUGUUUCAUAGACAGUUCAAUAGCCACUAAGUGACAUAUAUCGUACUCUAUCAAGCCUUAUAAUUAAAGUCUAUGAUGAUAUUUCUGUACAGUGAAGUGUAACAGGAUGAAUAGCUCAAGUCUUUUAUAAAUCCACUGGUCAAACUUUCUAGUUUUAGACACUUUUGUUGAGCUGGGUUGUUAGAAAUGCAUUCUGGGCUGGACCUGAAGCAUGCACUCUGCUGGAGAAGGAAAAAUCCACUUUAACACUGAUUCAAGAAGCUACUGAACUCACAUUAUAGCAGAUUCUGUUACUGAUAAUCCCAUAUCCGUGAAAUGGUUGCAAAUACAGUCGAGUAUGGUUGUACAAGAUCAGUUUGUAUGAACUGACAAAACUCAUGGUGCUUAUUUAUCUUAAAUGCAAACAUGCAGUUUUAGAUAGAAGCCCCUGACAGAGCAUUAAAAAGUAAUAACACAAGGUACAGAUGACUUUUGUAUGGAAGCUCAUUUGUGCCACAU